Messenger RNA from Drosophila willistoni, 2696 nucleotides. RefSeq names its product endoplasmic reticulum metallopeptidase 1. Bases 1 to 2661 code for a protein of 886 amino acids. NCBI's taxonomy places the organism in Eukaryota, Metazoa, Arthropoda, Insecta, Diptera, Drosophilidae. Gene Ontology annotation, biological process: proteolysis. The record is from RefSeq and is a predicted model, not a curated record. The transcript is spliced from 11 exons. Gene Ontology annotation, molecular function: metalloexopeptidase activity.
AUGUGGCGUUCCGUGCGUUCCCGCUUGCUGGAUGCUUGCCAGAAUCGGAUUUCCGAUGAGCCCGUCGAAUCAGGAUCGAGCCUGAAACGGCAACAACAGCAGCAGAAUACUAGAGUUCCCUGGUACUUGGCCAGUGGAUUCCUCUUGUUUUGGGUUUUACUCUUCUAUGCUGUUGUGAUUCCACUAUUCUACCGCCUACCCACAGGUUUGACUAUUGAAGAUGUCAGCAAGGGUGGAUUCAUUGCCGAACGAGCCCAAAACAAUCUUUACAAUCUGGCCGGCAUUGGACCCAAAGUGGUUGGCAGCGAUGCCAAUGAAAAUCAGACAGUGGCCUAUCUAAUGAGUGAAUUGGAAUUGAUUGAGCAAAAUGUUUUAACUGACUAUUUUGAUUUGGAAAUUGAUGUGCAAGUCGUCUCAGGCUCUUAUAUCCAUUGGACCAUGAUCAAUAUGUAUCAAGGUGUACAGAAUAUUGUGAUCAAACUGAGUCCCAAGAAUACUACUAGCGAGAGUUACUUACUGGUGAAUAGUCACUUCGAUUCAAAGCCCACAAGUCCAUCUGCUGGUGAUGCUGGUUUCAUGGUCGUCACUAUUCUGGAAGUCCUUAGAGUAAUGUCUAGGACAAAGCAGACAUUCGAGCAUCCUAUUGUUUUUCUGCUCAACGGAGCUGAGGAGAAUCCCUUGGAGGCAUCCCAUGGUUUUAUUACCCAACAUGAAUGGGCACCGUUUAUCAAAGCCGUCGUCAAUCUGGAUGCAGCUGGCAGUGGUGGUCGAGAAAUUCUUUUCCAAAGUGGUCCCAAUAAUCCUUGGCUGGUUGAUGCCUAUAAGAACAAUGCUAGACAUCCUUUUGCCACUACCAUGGCUGAGGAAAUCUUUCAAACCGGUUUACUACCUUCGGAUACGGACUUUACCAUAUUUACCAAAUAUGGAAACCUCAUUGGUUUGGACAUGGCCCAGUGUAUCAAUGGAUUUCUUUAUCACACCAAAUACGAUCGUUAUGAUGCCAUACCCCGCAAUGCUUAUCAAAACACUGGUGACAAUGUAUUAAGCCUUGUGAGGGCCUUGUCCAAUGCCACACAAUUGCAUAAUCCUUCGGCCUAUGCAACUGGUCAUGCAGUGUUCUUUGACUUCCUUGGUUUGUAUUUUGUCAGCUAUUCGGCUACAACCGGCGUUUAUCUCAACUACAUUGUGGCUGCUUCAAGUCUAUUGUUAGUUUUCAUAUCCUUGUGGCGCAUAGCUGAUGUGUCGCAUAUAACGACUUGUAAUGUGUCCAGCUGGUUUAUCCUGAUCUUGAUCUUGCAAAUUAUUGCCUUUGUUUUGGGUGUUGGUCUGCCCGUUGUGGUGGCCUAUGUAAUGGACAUGUAUGGUCUGUCAUUGACAUACUUUAGCACUCCUGCCUUACUGAUAGGCUUGUAUGUGUGUCCAAGUCUGCUGGGAUUAAGUUUGCCUACAUUCAUCUACUUCAAACUGCAACGAAAUGACAAGAUCUCUUUCGGCCAUCACUUGCAAUUGGCUCUGCACGGUCAUGCUGUUGUCUUGGCUCUUGUUGGCAUUGCCUUGACUGUCUAUGGACUACGCUCGGCUUAUGUGAUUACCUGGACUCUAAUCUUCUAUGUCAUUCCAUUGGCUUUGAAUUUGCUAACAACUCUCCAUGAUCGUGGCUACUCUUGGAGUGGACUGCUUAAGGCCGUACAGAUUUUACCCUUCCUGUACAACAGCUACCUCUUCUACACUUUCCUGACCUUGAUGGUUUCCAUGAUGGGUCGUUUUGGCAGGGGAACCAAUCCCGAUUUGAUUGUUUCUGCUCUGACUGCCUUAGGAUCAGUUUUAGCUCUAGGUUUCUUGCUUCCACUCAUCAAUAUGUUCCGUCGUCCCAGCUUUGUUUUACUCAUUUUGUUGGCUGUGAGCGGCUUGACUAUAUACACUGCCACCUCAACUCAGAUUGGUUUCCCAUAUCGUCCUAAAACCAAUGUGGAACGCAUUCCAUUUUUGCAUGUUCGUCGCAUUUUCCAUGAAUAUGAUGGAACUGUUAGCAAGGACGAGUCCGGCUAUCUCUUCAAUUUCCAAGAUCGUCGUGGAGCUGCUCCUCUCAAGGCAUACAAAGUUAAUCUUACUGGCUUAGUUAGCAUUGAGUCGGAUUGCAAUACAUAUAUGUUCUGUGGUUUGCCUCUCUACGACCAUCGCUGGGUUAAGAAUCGUUUGAAGGGCAUGUGGUUGCCCAGAGAAGACCCCAUCACACCACCGGGAACGCCCGAUUUGCAGUUAGUUAGCAAAACGAUUUUAGCCGAUUAUACGACGGUGCGUCUAGAAUACAAUCUAACGGGUCCCGAUCAUAUGAGUUUAUUUAUUCAACCCUACGAGGAUGUCGUCAUUAGCAAUUGGUCUUUCCUGACCAGCUAUAUUCAAGCACCUGGAUCGACGAGUAGUUAUCCUCCUCCCUAUCAUAUUUAUUUCACUUACGGCAAAGACAAAUCUCCACUGCAAUUCUUCAUCGAACUUACCAAAGCCGAUGGCGAUUUUGAUGUACCUGUAAUGCAAUUGGGCGUAUCGGGUCAUUAUAUAUCCAGUCCGGGCGAUGCCAUCAGUACGAAAUUUGUCAAAACUAUACCACCUUUUGCAGUGACCGUCGACUGGCCAGCCACAUAUCAUCGUUAUAUUUUCUAAAAAGAAAGAAAACAGAAAAAGAAAUAUAUAUUAAA